AUGGGAACCUACGGUGGAGACGAAGUCGCAGCACUGGUGUUGUCAGUCGGACAUACAUGGACACAGGCAGGAUAUGCAGGAGAAGACACCCCCAAAUCCAUUUUCCCAACCUCUGUCGGAUGGGUUGAUUUGCCCGCCGAGGCAGACCAGGGCGACGAUGCAGACAACUCUGAGGACACACAGAUGCAGGACGUCACUCAGGACGGUGCUUCUGCAUCAGACAGCAACCAUAUCGGAAAGAAGGAUGCCGACGGUGGGGAUGUGGCACCACAGCCUGUGGGUGCUGGUCUUGUUCCAUCAAAGAAGAAGAUUACAAAGAGGGGGAAGUACUAUGUUGGCGAUGGAGAGAUUAGUUGCUGGAGACCGGAUAUGGAGAUCAAGUCUCCCAUGAAGGAUGGACUUGUCGAGGAUUGGGAUGCAUUGGAGCAGAUCUGGGACCACGCAUUUUUGAAGAGACUUCGCUGCGACCCUACAGAGCACCCCUUGAUCAUCACAGAGUCUGCAUGGAACACACGCGAGAUUCGUGAAAAGUUGACGGAACUGGCCUUCGAAAAGUACAACUUUCCCGCCUUCUUUGUCGCCAAGGACGCCGUCAUGACUGCCUUUGCAGCGGGAAGACCUCAUGCGUUGGUUGUGGAUUCAGGCGGAGACAUGACUAGUGUUGUUCCUGUCUAUGAUGGAUACGUUCUCAGGAAGGGCAUUAUGCGCCAGUCAUUGGGAGGCGAUGUGUUGUCAGACCAGGUCUUGCAGCAGUUCAAGGCAAGCGAUGUGGAGGUGACGCCCCAGUACUUGAUCGCCAAGAAGUCACCCGUGAUUGUUGGACAAAAGCCCAAUGUUGUGUUGAGAGAUCGUCCAGCCACCCCCAGCUUCCACAAGAUGAUGCAGAUGCGUGUCCUUCACGAUUUUAAGGAGUCUGUCUGCCAAGUCGCCGAGUCCACAUACAAUGAGCAAAACAUUAGCACGAGACCACAGAAGCCAUACGAGCUGCCAGACGGAUACAACUUCAACUUUGGAACGGAGCGGUUCAAGGUGCCCGAGAUCAUGUUCAACCCCAAGGAGUUUUUGAAGAACCCUACACCGGAACAGGAGAACUUUGUGGGUCUGCCCAAGUUGAUCUUUAACAGUGCGCAGUCGUGCGAUAUCGAUUUCCGCCCCACGCUGUUUGGCAAUGUUGUCCUGACUGGAGGCAACACCUUGUUCCCUGGCUUUGCUGAUCGUCUGCACUGGGAGCUGAACAGUAUACCCCAUUCCUACAAGGUCAAAUUGCAUGCGCCAGGAAACACGGUGGAGCGCAAGUGUGGAAGCUGGUUGGGAGGAUCGAUUAUGGCUUCAUUGGGUACUUUCCACCAGCUCUGGAUCUCUCGCAAGGAGUACGACGAGAGUGGCUCCAACAUUGUCAACAAGAAAUGCGUGUAA
This is a messenger RNA of Linnemannia hyalina, 1416 nucleotides long. The record is from the annotation of a GenBank genome assembly. NCBI's taxonomy places the organism in Eukaryota, Fungi, Mortierellomycota, Mortierellomycetes, Mortierellales, Mortierellaceae.